AUACUGUUUUGGACAAUUGAGAUCAUUUUCAGGCACAAAAGAGUGGCUUUUCUUGAAACUGAUGUCGGGCAGACGGAGUUUACUCCGCCUGGUCUUCUAGCACUAACUGUUAUUGACAAAAUAACUCCAGAUUUGACGAUUCCAUGCGUGAAAACUCCUGCAAGGUGCUUUUUCUUUGGUGACAUAUCCUCUAAAAGAGACCCAACAACUUAUCUGGCUUAUAUAAAGGCCCUUUACGAUCACUAUAUGGAAACAGAAAUCCAGGGUGCAGGGCUACCGCUCGUCAUAAAUACCCCGGGCUGGGUAAAAGGUAUCGGUUAUGAGAUUCUGGUGGAAAUGCUAAGAUAUAUAUCUGUUACACGUGUGGUUAAGCUUCAAAGAUCGGUUCUCGCAAGGAACUUACCAGAUGGGCCAUUUUGGUUAGACGAGGGGGAUGCUGAUGCUGCCACAACUGUCAUUGAGAUCAAUGCUCCUCCUCAGAACCAUAUAACUUCAAUGGCGCCAAUGCGAAAGGAUGCACUUCUUCAACGGGAUCUGCGACUAAUGGCAUACUUUAAGCAAUGCUUUCCAAGUGAUACAAUUAUCUCCACGAUUAAGGAACUUUCUCAUGCAUUGGUUUCUCACCCUCCUUAUGAGAUUCCCAUAUCGAGCAUCAAGAUAAAACACCUCCAUUGCCAGAAGGAAAGGCUGCCUUCUGAGUCGGCUUUCUGGCUCGUCUGGCCUGCGAGUAGAGCGUCUAUGACCUGAACAUGUCAUCCAUUGCACCAAGAUUCUUGAAUCGGACUGAAAAGCUCCAUUGCAACUUCACCUGAGCCACGAGCAAUCAGGUACGUACGAUCUAACGUGGAGAAAAGUAAUGGAAAACAGAAGGGAAAGGAACUGCAAAAGGCAAGAAAAGGAUUUGAGAGUGUUAUAUUGUAAAUGAUCGAUAUAUUUCCCUAUAUGUUUCUACCUACAUGACUCAGGUUCAUGCAUCCACUUUGGCGGUGAGAGGUUUCGUGCCUUGCCUAAUCGCACGGAGAUGCUCGGCUAUCUCCAUCAAAAGCUUAGCUCCUUCCUCUCCUAUCUGGAUGGUCUUAGCUGCAUGCUUCAAGAAGCCACUGUCUGCUUCAACCACUCUCAACCUCUCCUUGAUCAUAGACACCUCUCUUAUCAGUCAAAAGACCGAGAAGAUACGACCGCUCCCCCUCAAAAUCUAACGACGACUCUCCCUCCAUAGGGCCCUGAGAAGGAUCCUCGCACUCUCUCUGCUCACCACCAUCCAAACUAUUACAAUCUGACAACCUCUCA
This is a messenger RNA of Salvia splendens (bonfire salvia), 1290 nucleotides long. RefSeq names its product polynucleotide 5'-hydroxyl-kinase NOL9. Gene Ontology annotation, biological process: cleavage in ITS2 between 5.8S rRNA and LSU-rRNA of tricistronic rRNA transcript (SSU-rRNA, 5.8S rRNA, LSU-rRNA). The annotation marks the transcript as partial. The record is from RefSeq and is a predicted model, not a curated record. The transcript is spliced from 7 exons. Gene Ontology annotation, cellular component: nucleus. Lineage: Eukaryota; Viridiplantae; Streptophyta; Magnoliopsida; Lamiales; Lamiaceae. Gene Ontology annotation, molecular function: polynucleotide 5'-hydroxyl-kinase activity.